UAUAUAUAUAUAUAUAUAUAUAUAUACGUGCGCAUGCGUCAUUCCUAGCGUUAUUAGCGCCUAGUGGUACUAGAAAUGUAGCAUGCCUCGGUAUAGCGUGAUGUGGAGGGAAUGCGCAUAAGAAGUUUUACAUAUAUGCGUAUAGAUAGGCCUAGAAGCGCGCGCGGUUUUGCUUUCCGUCUAAAUUUAAUCUUUUUCUCGUGUCCUUUUAUCAAUUUUUACUGUGUCGUUUUCGUUACUCCGUAUCCUACACGUGUUGAUAAAAUAUUUCUUUGCAACUCGUGCGCAACAGGCAUUGAUACUGUGCAAUUAAUACCUGUGCAAUUUGAAAUAUGUAUUGUGUGGCUGAAUUUAUUAAAACUGCAGAGACGGAAGUUGUACCAACAAAAUGGGUUAAUAAACAAGGUACUAACAAGGAACGUUUGGCAACCCGAAAAUUCAAAAAAUUCUGAAAUUUGGUGUACACAUAGAGGAGUUCAUCCGUAACACAAAAAUAUUUUUUGUUGGUGCCCAAUUUCAGUUUAAGGGGGUGAAACAUCCCUUUGA
Molecule: messenger RNA, 546 nt
Organism: Solenopsis invicta (red fire ant)
Lineage: Eukaryota; Metazoa; Arthropoda; Insecta; Hymenoptera; Formicidae
Exons: 3
Coding region: 112-486 (124 amino acids)
Source: RefSeq, a predicted model, not a curated record